AUGUUGCAGGUGGAAGAACGGGUACUGAAAGCUAUUCGUGCAUGGGAUCGAUUUCCAGCUGAUAAAGAGACGAUGCUGAAACUUGAAGCUGAUUUUUCGAAAGAUCUUGGGUUUGACUCUUUAGAUCAAGUGGAAAUAAUGAUGGCAGUGGAGGAUGAAUUUGGUUUCGAAAUCCCACUAGAAGACUCAGAAAAAUUGAAAACACCUCGCGACGUCUUUAAAUAUAUUUGUGAGCGGGAAGAUACUAUUUUGAUUGAAUUUUCUAAUCUUUCUGAACAUCGCAUUCUCAAAGUAGUAAUUAAUCAUCUAAGUCGAAAGACAUCGGUGCGCGAAUUUUGUGCUUCAUGGGCACAAAAGCUUAGCCAAUCACUUGUCAUAACGUCAUUGUGCACAAUCUGA
Molecule: messenger RNA, 399 nt
Organism: Strongylus vulgaris
Lineage: Eukaryota; Metazoa; Nematoda; Chromadorea; Rhabditida; Strongylidae
Source: the annotation of a GenBank genome assembly